Molecule: messenger RNA, 3912 nt
Organism: Rhizoctonia solani
Lineage: Eukaryota; Fungi; Basidiomycota; Agaricomycetes; Cantharellales; Ceratobasidiaceae
Product: CLASP amino-terminal protein
Exons: 11
Coding region: 1-3912 (1303 amino acids)
Biological process (GO): mitotic spindle assembly
Cellular component (GO): spindle microtubule; microtubule organizing center; mitotic spindle
Molecular function (GO): microtubule binding
Source: RefSeq, a predicted model, not a curated record
AUGGCCUCAGAAGAGUAUGCGUCUUUGUUAGCCAAACUUCAAGGCAACGAUGUCGAUGCGAAAAUCGACGCGGUUGGGAAGCUGCAGCCGCUACUGGACACAGAGGGGUUCGAGCUCGUAAAUGUAGAUGACCUCAUAACUGCUCUCAAAGUCUGCCUUAGGACCGCGAAUCAGCACUUGACUACUCCCACUUUAUUACUGUUUCCAUCUCUCUUUCGACAUCUUGCUUCCAAUUCGUCCAAUUUUCAGCAUGAAAUUCGACUGGUAUUUGCUUCGUUUUUGCCUUCUGGCGGUGUGUUCGAUCGACUCGGCGACGUCCGUGAUCGCGCUCGAGAAGCUGCCAAAGCUGCUCUAGUAUCUAUGGCAAGCCUCGCCCUCCCGCCUGGCGGUCUAUCUCAGAGCGCAUCCUUUCGUGGCAAGGAUCCGCACCGUGGCCAAGAGACGCCCAUGAUGAUAUUUGAGAAGGCAUUACGGGAGAAUGGAUUUGGCAGCAAGAUUGCACGCGUUAGGGAGCAGUCUAUUCAAUGUCUAGUCAUGAUUCGUGAAAGGCACUCUAAAUUCCCUCUGCGUCCGUACGUUGCGUUAUCAGUUGAAUUGCUCGAGGACGGAGAUGGUUCUGUAAGAGACGCAGCUAGGGCUGGGGUUGUGUCGUUGUUCUCUGCUCCUGGAGUCACGGACGCAGCCCGCGCCGACCUCAAGAACGAAAUGUCCAAACAAGGGGUGCGCAAAACGAUAAUGGAUGCCGUUCUAAACAAACUAGCAUCUAUCACUGCUCACCGGGAGAAGAAUAUUGCUGGGUCGGACUCGGGUGUGGGAACAGAUACCGAGGUACUUUCACGGCCGGGGACGUCAAUGGGAAGGCGGCCGGCUGGCGCUCCCAUAGUCCGAACCGUGAGUAUAACUAGUACUGGCUCAGCAAAUGGAGGAGAAAGACCUCUCAGUCGGCAAGAAGCAACUCGACCCUCCGGCCCAUCGGUAGCUAUUUCUAUACCCUCUGACCCGUCCAUGGGUGGCAUCAAGUCUGCAGAUGCAGCCGGAGUCUCUGCCACUUCAGCGGAUAUACCAACUGUGUUUAUUGCAAGUGUUCGUGAAUUGGAGAGUGAAUUGGAGAAGAUGCUUCCAUUCUUUGGAGGUAAAGAAACUGAACACAAUUGGGCGGAUCGCGAGAGGUCUGUGAUUAGUCUACGCGGCAUCCUUAGAGGAGGUGUGCAUGUCCGAUAUCCAGAUGUGUUCACCGAGGGUUUGAAAGCUGGUGUGUUGGAUGGGAUUCUGAAAGCAUUGGCAAGUCUCCGAACGACACUCUCGUCCCAUGCAUGUGUGCUUCUCUUAGAGAUGGCGGAGGGCCUUCAACACGCAUUAGAUCCCUUCGUGGACCGGAUAUUAACUGCGUUAGUUAAAAUGUCGGGAUUCACUAAGAAGAUCAUUGCCCAACAAUCACAAGCAUCAGCUACCGCAGUUAUUACGAAUACUUCUGCUCACCCUCGAGUCGUUCUCCCUCUGCUAUGGUCAUAUAUACAAGAGAAAAACGUUCAAAGCCGUUCGUAUUCGAUCGAACACUUGACAACGUAUCUCAAGGUUCACGCGGCCAAGUCAAAGCAUGCUAUCGAUAGUGCCAACGGCGUCGAUAUCAUUACCAAAUGUCUUCAGAAGACACUCAAUGACCCUAGCCCAGGAGUGCGGCCAUUGGCUCGGACGUGUUUUUGGGAAUUUGAACCCGUCUGGCCGGCCAUUGCAUUGACAAUCGCUGAACAACUUGAUAACUCGGCUAGGAAGCAACUGGAUAAGGCCAACCCAAAUCCUGGAGCAUGUACACCAAUCACAUCGGUUGAAGAGGUCAAGAAGAAACCGAGCGUUGCAGCGGCGAUUGCAGCGAGCCGUGCUAAAGCCAAGGCGAUAGCAAACGAUCCUCCCACCCUGAGGCAUGCUGCGAUUACACCCGCUCGGCGAGCAGUCUCUCCUCCUCCCGCCAAGACUCCUCUUCCUCAACGACAGUCUUCGCCUCGGAUACCAAGCACCAGUCGGCCUCCAUCGAGACCACCGUCCCGAUCGGCAGGGAGCCCUGGUGCGCCUGCGCGUUCACAAUCACCGCUACCACCCGUUCCAACCCUUCCCAGACCCAACUCUAGAGGAAGCUCGCCAUCACCGCCUUCCCCUACCUCUAGUAGCAGUACCAAUCAGAGACAAGUAUCGACAACGAGUGUAAUUCAGUCUUCGCCCGGGCGACCUUCAACUUUGCGGUCAUCUUACUCCCAGAUUCGUCCAGGCGCAAAGGCCAACGGUAGCAAUGCAGUACCCGCCACUGCCCCUCCAGUUUCCCGGGUCAGAUCACAACCUAAUAACUUAUCCAGGUCGGUGUCAGCGCCACAGCCUCCCGCCUCCCCGACGAGGAGAGCCGCAUCACCUGUAACCCCCACCAAGAGAGCUGGAUCGGGUAGCGGAUCACCUGUACCCAGGAAGCCUCUAUCUGAUCCCCCCUUGCCCAGCUUGGCUCAGCGGCUGGAUGACAGCGACUCCCUUAUACACGCUACAACAAUACCUAUACCCGAGGAUGAUGACGAUGAGCCAAUUAGUUUCUCGACACCUUUCGAGAAAUACGGCACAGCUACUCCACCGACUGUGCCAGUUACGAUUGCUGGCGAUAUCAAGGAGCCGGAAGAAUCUUUGCUUGCAAAGGCCAUUCAAGCUACCAGCGCAGCUUCUCAACUGGAAGACGAGAUUAUCGCCGGGAAGGACGAUCAUCCGUCGCCAUAUCCAGCCGAGCUCCUUCAUAAGACUCAAGCCCGGACCCCUGUUAAUAGGAAAAUCAUGCGCGAGGCUGCAUUGUUCCAGGAUAGUCCCCAGGCAACGAAGUUACCGACGAUUCUGGAUCAUUUGUUUGAACGGGACCAUGAGGAGGGGUCAUGGGUGCAUAAACGCUCUGUUUCGCUCCGGGAAGCAUCUGUAGAUCUCGGCCUGAAGUCUACCUCGCUCUCCGUAGAGCUACGCGACUACAUCAACGCGCUUACUGAUAAGACGGCAGACGAGCUCGUGUUGCGCAGACUGGCGGUGAUUUGUUCAGAGAACGGGCAAUCGAAUGCAUCUGAUGCUGCAAAUGGACACGCUUCCCCUGUGUUUGUGCCGUCAUCUCCAACUGCAAACGGUGGAAGCAUUGCACGCCCUUUAGUCAGCCCAGCAGAUAUAUGGCUGGGUGGGAAGAAUUUCGACAAAUUAUUCGAUGCUCUCACCACUUUCCUAAUAUAUGACAAAUCUCCAGAAAUUCUUGAUCUUGGCCUGGCUGUUAUCUGGGAGAUGUUGAGACAUCAAUGGGAAUAUGUAACCGAGCAUCAAGCAGAGCUUUGGGCGUUCUUGAUUCGUUUAAGAUAUGCCAACAGUGAGCAAGUACUACAAGGCACUAACGCUAUUCGAGAUGCCCUUACGGCUGCCGUUGAACCGGUGUUUGGUCUUGCGACUGCUAACGGCUGUCUACAUUCAUUCCUAGAUGAGGGCCCUCCCACCCCAGAGCUAGAGCCCGUCCGGAUUAAUUCGUGGGCAUACGGCCUAGUUGGGAUUGCCAAAAUCAUGAUGAGACUCCCGCCUGAUAUUCUGGAAGAAGAGAUCCCCCGAGUCAGGGGUACAUUAACAACUGCUAUAUGUUACGAACAAUCGUCCCUCGUACGAGGAGCUGCAACAGUCGCCAUUGCUGCCUGCCAGAUGGUGCUACGCGAUGAGACACAUUUAUUCACGCUCCUCGGAAAUCUUCCUAAUGAAAAGAAGAACCUUCUUAUGUACUAUUUUAAUCGUACAGGCUCGCGCGGACCAGCGGGAGGGGCUGUCGAGGCCGGAAAGGUGGACGAGGAGCUUAGAAAGAUUGACCGAGGGGCGACACUCCCCCCUCGGGCAAAUGUGUUGUCACCCCGGAGAGCAAAUGCCUAA